This is a messenger RNA of Vigna angularis (adzuki bean), 1677 nucleotides long. RefSeq names its product putative E3 ubiquitin-protein ligase RING1a. Lineage: Eukaryota; Viridiplantae; Streptophyta; Magnoliopsida; Fabales; Fabaceae. The record is from RefSeq and is a predicted model, not a curated record. The coding region runs from base 192 to 1553 and encodes 453 amino acids. The transcript is spliced from 10 exons.
AUAAAAUCCAUUUAUCUACGUGAAAUCCACCUAACUACAUUGUUACAGCACGCUGUAAGGAAAUGCAUAGAUAGAGAGAGAAAGGCAUUGACAUACCAAAAUUGCGAAUCUCAUUCUUCGGUUCUGCUGAUCCUCGUCUCUUCUCGCUGUUCUCACCACCGUCACACAUACUGAAAUCUUUGUAAAUAGCAAUGCCCGCGCAGAAGCGUUCCUUCCCCGAUUCUCCUCACGAUCACCACCGUCACACCAAACAUCACCACCAAGAAAAAACCGAAGAAGAAGAUGCACAACAACGAGAACAGGAUAAUUAUGAAUCAAACGGCUCAGAUUCUCACCGCCCUCCGUCUUCUCCCUCCGAAGACAAUUCCGAAUUUGUUUUUGUAGAGCUUCUCGAAAUACGUAAAGAAGUCCAAUGUCCAAUUUGCCUUGGUAUUAUUAAGAAGACACGAACAGUUAUGGAAUGCUUGCACCGGUUUUGCAGAGAAUGCAUUGACAAGUCGAUGCGAAUGGGGAACAAUGAAUGCCCGGCUUGUCGGACACACUGUGCCAGUCGUCGUUCUUUGAGAGAUGAUCCAAACUACGAUGCUCUGAUUGCAGCUUUAUAUCCAGACAUUGAGAAGUACGAGGAAGAGGAGCUUGAGUUUCGUGAAGAGGACAAGAACCGCAAUAAGCUGAUUCAAGCUUCAAUUGCAAAAGUUGUUCAACGACAAUCAGAAGCACUGGUUAAGAGACGCAGAGAUACACCAGGUUCAUUUGUAACAAGAGCACAGCGCAAUCAACGAAAUGUUCUUUCUAGGAGACAAAACCAAGUAAUGGAUAAUCAAGGAUCUGAGGAUAAUGAGGAUGAAAAUGAUAACAAUGAAAAGGACUCAUCUUCCACGGAUGAGCGAUGUACAGAAAUUAGGCAGAGAAGGCGAAAGAGGCGGACCCGAGUUCGCCCUUCUCAGCCAUCAUCAUCGACAGCAAGUCCUGACAGAGGAUGCAUAGAAAGUGAUGUGGACAUAAGAGAGAAUCGAGGAAUUUCUUCUAGACCGUUGUCAAAACCUCAAAAGCUAACAUGGGGGAGGGGUGGUUUUAGGAGUCACACACGGCAUGGCAGUGGCAGUGGCAAUGGUAUCAAUAGCAAAAGUGCCCGCAGUAGCCGCUUGGCGAAGUUAGUUGAUUAUCUCCGUAAUUUGAAUGAAAACAACGAUGAGUUAGAUGUUCAUCUCAUUCUUUUCUCUCUGGACAAACAAAGUACACCAAGCUUGCAGCAGCCACACCUUUGCUGUCGACCAACUUUGUCAGUGAAGCACCUUUGUGAGUAUGUUGCUGGCCAGACAUCUUUGCCAAUUGAAGAAGUUGAGAUAUUGGCAGUUAAAGGAUGCUGCAGUACAGUUUGUGAAAAGCCAUUUGACGAGAUUUCAUCCUUUGAUGAGCAAACGGCACUGAUAAUAGAUCCUAGCAAAGAUGAACUGGAAACUCUGCAAGGGCAUGAAUCUUUGACAGAACUUAAAUCCAAAUGCAUAUCUCAAAGGGCGCAUAUGAUUCUGGCAUACAGGCGGAAGGAGUGAAACAUUAAAGACAGUUGUAAGAUUUAUGAAUGCCAGAACUUAUUCUGUACGUACAUAGGAAAAUUUUUAACUACAAAACUAUAUAUAGUUAAAUAAGAUGAACCUCCCCAAAGUUUAUAUAGAC